ACUGAUUUCCCUACUGUGGGAAAAGUCCUCCUGGAACAUCCGCGGUGGAGUGAACUCGCCUUUUGCAGCGGAAAAUUAGGCAUCUGUGACACGCGCCCGAGGAAUUUCUUGCAUGUUCUCACAUAUUGUUCAGAAAACCACCAUGUUAGAGUGGAUCAUGGCUUCCUGAUCAAAUCUUAUCGAUUGCUAUAUUCUCUUUCCCUAAACCCAUCAUUGGCUCAGUGAUGAACCACACACCCAGUCCCCACAUGACAGAGGCUGCCAAGUCCGGAUCAGGCUUGUUGUGCGGUCUGGGUUUGGGCCCGGAUCGAGUGCGGUCCCCGGACAGCCUGACCCACACGCCCAGCCCAUCAGGAGGAACGCCAAGCUCCAGCCCUCCUCUGCUGCUGUCUCCAGGGCUGGGCUGUGAUGGUGGCGGGGACUGGGAGAGCCGCGAGGAGCUGCGUCUCCGUGAGCUAGAGGAGGCUAGGGCACGGGCGGCUCAAAUGGAGAAGACUAUGCGCUGGUGGUCAGACUGUACGGCAAACUGGAGGGAGAAGUGGAGUAAGGUGAGGGCUGAGCGCAACAGAGCGCGGGACGAGGUCAGGCAGCUGAGGCAACGUCUAGAUGCCCUAACCAAGGAGCUGACGGGGGCACGACGGGAGCGGCAAGAUCUUGCGUCAGAAAAUGAACAGCUGCGACUGGAGGCCCAAAUGAUCCGGGCUGAACAGAACUCCCCAGUUGAUGCUUCCACCGCACCAGCAUCAAACUCCUCAAUGGCCUCCACACACUCCAACCAGCCAACGGGACCAGACGGCAAGCAGCAGAACCAGGAUGAGGAGAGAGUGACAGAUGGACCAGGCUCUCCAGAGCAGGAACCUGUGAGAGAUGUAGGCACUGACAAACCAGACAAGCAAAAGGAGUUGGAGUUAUUGGAGGCUCUUCUCAGGACAAAGUCAGAUGCUCCAGACUCAUGGGAUAUUCGCAGUGCCAGUAGCUUGCGUUCAGUUCUCAGUCGGCAGGACAGGAGCAGAUUGCUGUGGGAGGACCUAGCUACCCUGGAGGAGGACUCCAGCAAACUCAAUGCCCUCCAGCUACGCUUGGAUGAGUCCCAGAAGGUCCUGCUGAAAGAACGAGACGAUAAACAUGCGCUCAUUAAGAACAUUGAGAAGCUGGAGGCAGAGCUGAGCCAAUGGAAACUCAAAUAUGAGGAACUGAACAAGAGUAAACAGGAGGCCCUAAAACAGCUGAACUUGCUGAAGGAGGUGCAUCAGGACGAGCUGGGCCGCAUGUCUGAAGAUCUGGAGGAUGAACUGGGUGCUCGUACCAGCAUGGACAAGAAACUGGCAGAGCUUCGUACUGAGAUGGAACGUCUGCAGGUGGAGAACGCAGUGGAGUGGGGUCGGCGGGAAUGUCUGGAGACAGAAAAGCUGGCUCUGGAGAGGGAAAACAAAAAGCUGCGUGUCCAGAUGGAAGACCUGGAGGAGCAGCUGGCACGCAAGCGCAGGCAGGCUGCCAGCGCCCUGGACACUGACCUCAAGACCAUCCAGUGCGAACUUUUUGAGAGGAAUAAGGAGCUGGCAGAUUUGCGACACAUCCACUCCAAGGUUAAGAAGCAGUACCAGGAGAAGAUGGCCGAGCUAACACAUGCUACCAGGCGUAUUGAGCAGCAUGAGACAGAAGUUAAGAAGCUCAGACUGAGAGUGGAGGAGCUAAAGAAAGAGCUGGGCCAGGCUGAAGAUGAGUUGGAUGAGGCUCAUAACCAGACCAGAAAGCUACAGAGAUCCCUGGAUGAGCAAGUGGAGCAAUCAGAGAACCUUCAAGUUCAGUUGGAGCACCUUCAAUCCAGACUAAGGCGUCAGCAAAAUCCUGGCCUUUUUGGUAAAAUGAGGACAUCAACUUCAGCACGUUUUGGGCCUGAAGAAGCAGAUGGAGCCCCUAGUGACCUUGAUGAUGAUGAGGAAGAAGAACUGCAGCUUCAGAUCCCCUAAACUAUUCAUUUCACACCUGGGAAUGUAUGAAAGACUAGCAGAUUGCACCCUAGCAUUUCAACAUCCCCUUCAUUUCAUCUCUCAGCUGGAACCAGAAGAGGAUAAAGACUUUGAAAAAAAACUGACUACCAAAACUGUUUUUCUCCAUGCUCCUCAGCAAACAGAUAAACACAAUAAUGUUUUUUCAACAGCUUAAAUGUAUGUACCAGAGCUUAAAAAGUGAUUUUUUUUUUUUUUUUUAAAGUUUGCUUGUGUCCACAAAUGUUGUGUCUGUUACAGUCCAAGAUGGCACAUGGAUUAUAGAUAUAUAGGCAUACAUGGAUAUAUACAGUACAGGUUCAUAGACCAUUAGCUGAGUGAAUUUGCUUUCGUCAUUACUAAAUUUAAUGAUUACUCAUACCAACUUGCAUCUUAUGCUAUUUAUUAAUGACUAUAAGUUUGGGGAUGUCAUGACCCUGGGAUUUAAGCACCAAAAGGCCCAUUUGAAUUCGAGUGACUCCUAGAAACCUAGUGUAGAAGCACAAGUAUGCUUUGGCAUACAGAGUUUAAGCCUAAAACAAGCCCAUUGAAACAUCUGUUCACAUCUCAUUACUGACCCCAGUUGACCUCUGUAUGUACCGAUGCAUACUUAAGCAUCCAUGCUUCUGUAUCUCUCCUACAUGUAUGAAUCCAUUUCUGCUUUUUAUUCUCCAUCUCCUGGAUUAUAAUUGUCUUUUCAACCAUUCAUUUUCACUUUUCCAUUUCCUCUUCCCAUUCGUUUGAUUUCUCAUUUAAUAUUUUGUCAGCUCUGCCACACAGGCCCAUCCCUUAACACUAACUCUCACACCAAUAUUCAAAACAACCCAUUCAAAACUUGAUUAUGUUUCCCAUGUCAGGGGAAUAUUUCAUUUGUGCUGUGUUGUUACUGAAGAGCAAGCAAGUGCUGUUGUUCAGCAGUAGUCCUGCUUAUUUGUCCUAAAUCUUUUCUUAGUGUCAACAAAAACAUGUUUAUGUCUUUGCAGUGGAGGAAUGGUGUUGUUUUAUAUAGGCAAUAGGAAGGGUAUUUUUUGUAUUUGUGUUUGUAUUUUACCGUAAUAAAUGUUGUGUAUAUGUACUGUAUAUAUUGGCUGUGUGACUGUGUUAAAUCAGAGUUUAAGACAACACUUACCUAAAAUCACACAGAUCAUUGCACCAUGCAAUGCUGUGCCUCUCUUUGACAUCUUAAAGAGAUAGUUCACACAAAAAUGUAAAUUCUCAUCAUUUACUCACCCUCAUGCCAUCCCAGAUGUGUAUGACUUUCUUCUUCAGAACACAAAUUAAGGUUUUUAGAAGAAUAUUUCAGCUCUGUAUGUCCAUAUAAUUCAAGAAAAUUGAUUUUGAAGCUUAAAAAAAAAUCACAUAAAGGCACCAUAAAAGUAAUACAUAUGACCCCAGUGGUUUAAUCCAUGUCUUCAAGAGAGAUGCAAUCUCUCUGGAUGAGAAACAGAUCAAUAUUUAAAUCCAUUUUUACUAUAAAUCUCCUCUUCCACAGAAUGUGAAAGUGUAGAUUGAUGGUAAAAGGACUUAAAUAUUGAUCUGUUUUUCACUCACACCUAUCAUAUUGCUUCUAAAGACACAGGGUUUUUCUCAAAUUUUAAGAAUGCAGAGAACGGACCUGUGUUCUUAUGAAGAGCAGUCUUGCCAAGCUACCUUGGAAGAAUGAACUCAGAAGGACAGGAGGACGUUAAACGCAUCUAUUGCGAGCUUUGCGAUGUGCUGCAGUCCUGUUGUACAAAUAACUGUGACAGCAGAUUUGAAUCCAGUAAGUGAACUACUGGCAUUAUCACACCCUUGACAGCAUUAAUAUCAUCACACCAGUGAGGUUUUGCAAGACUAGUGACGCGUUAAAAGAAAAAAGUCUGUAAACACUUGUUAUCUCCAAGUUUAUUACUGAAUUAAAAUUAUGCCCCAAAAACAACUCACAAGCCGUCAGACUUUCACGAUCUUACAUCAGAAACUCUUGAGUAAAAAAAAAACUGAUAAUUUCCUUCAUCUGCCACCAUAGUACCAAGUUCUUGCUCACAAGUUGCAUUCUCGAUUUCAAGGACACAUCUUUAUAGUUUUCUGUACUUGCAUUCUUGAAGAUUGGAAUCAUGCAUUGUCAGUGUAUGAUGACAUAGAACAAGUCCACGAGAACGUAAGAACACAAAACAACGCUAAUUGAGAAACCUAUAUAAAUUCAACCACUUGAGUCUUAUGGAAUACUUUUAAGCUGCCUUGAUGAUAUUUGGAGUUUCAAAGUUCUGGCCAACAUUCACUUGCAUUGUAUGGACCUACAGAGCUGAGAUAUUCUUCUAAGCAUCUUUUUUUGUGUUCUGCAGAAGAUCAUUUUUAUUUUUGGGUGAACUAUCACUUUAAAGCUUAAGUCAAUAGUUUCUGCAAUACUCGUGUCACUAAUCAAAAUUACAAAAUAAAUAAUAAAAAAUAAAUUGUUUUGUAACAGAUUUUUGAAUGCACCCUCUUUCUGCCAUUGGUCAAGCAGAUAGUCCCACUCAAAGCUAACAGCAUUAGCUAAGUUAAUGUUGGGCUGAACGGGUCACUCAAACAAACAGUUCAAUGUUUGAAAGCACCAGAGACGGUGUUU
Molecule: messenger RNA, 4572 nt
Organism: Xyrauchen texanus (razorback sucker)
Lineage: Eukaryota; Metazoa; Chordata; Actinopteri; Cypriniformes; Catostomidae
Product: coiled-coil domain-containing protein 102A
Exons: 9
Coding region: 225-1970 (581 amino acids)
Cellular component (GO): myosin complex
Source: RefSeq, a predicted model, not a curated record